Messenger RNA from Aphidius gifuensis, 1397 nucleotides. RefSeq names its product THO complex subunit 4 (gene Ref1). The record is from RefSeq and is a predicted model, not a curated record. Gene Ontology annotation, cellular component: nucleus. The transcript has 5 exons. Bases 231 to 992 code for a protein of 253 amino acids. Gene Ontology annotation, biological process: mRNA export from nucleus. Gene Ontology annotation, molecular function: mRNA binding. NCBI's taxonomy places the organism in Eukaryota, Metazoa, Arthropoda, Insecta, Hymenoptera, Braconidae.
CGUUGCACUUGAACAGUUGUAAAAUCCCUUUAGACUUCAGUACCGAAUAUAGUUUUGGCUGGUUUUGGCCGCCAUUAAUUGCUUUUUAUCUUUUUGGCCGCUGAACAGUUGCUGGGGUUGUAUCAAUCAAGUUUAGUCUUUAUAGCCAAAGUAAAGUGUGUACUUCUUCAUCGACUUAAUAAACGAAUGUUAGUGUUUUCUUGGUUUCGAAAAUCUUUUGAAUAAUUCAAAUGAAGAUGGUGGACAAGAUUGAAAUGAGCUUGGACGACAUAAUAAAGCACAAUAAAGGAGGGAAAACUCGAGGUGCUAGUGCAAGAAGAGGACGAGGUGCAGCCGGCACAUCGCCCAGACGAGGUGCUCGUGGGGCCCAAAGAACUGGAGGUAGCGUGAUGCGAGGCCGUAAUCGUGGUGGCAUAACGAGAUCAUCUGCAGGUUAUAUCCGGGGUGAUGUAAACAGUGCAUGGAAACAUGACAUGUUUGAUGGCGUUAAAAAAGUCAGUAGAGGAGCCAUCGGAAGCACAAGCAUUACUAAACUUCUCGUUUCAAACCUCGAUUUUGGUGUAUCAGAUUCUGAUAUUCAGGAAUUGUUCAGUGAAUUUGGACCAUUGAAAUCUGCAGCAGUACAUUAUGAUAGAUCAGGAAGAUCUCUUGGAUCAGCAGAUGUCAUUUUUGAGCGCCGUCCUGACGCAAUUAAAGCGAUGAAGCAAUACAAUGGAGUACCACUUGAUGGUCGUGAAAUGAAUAUCCAGGUAGCAACUUCAGAAAUUCCAGUCAGCACAGCUAUAAGAACGACAUCAAGGCCUAUUGCUGGUAAUUUUGCACAACGAUCAGCCCCAGUGAAAUUCCGAGGCACAAGAGGAGGAGCAAGCUCUCGUGGCCGUAGUGGUGUUCGACGAGGUGGACGCGGGGGCGGAGUUAAAACACAAACAAAAACUCCGACUGCUGAAGAGUUGGAUGCCGAGCUUGAGGCUUAUGUUAAAGAGGUUAAGUAACAUAAUGGAGUACUACGCGAAUGAAGUAAAGAAAAUCUCAAUAUUUGUUAUUUGAGAUUUUUCGAUUAUGUCUUAAUUUCGAUUAAAAAGCUAUAUAAAUUUUGACAAAAUACUGAUUAGUUGAAAAAUAUUAUACGAUAUAUAUUUUUCUUCUUUUUUUUUCUAAAAAAAAAUCACAUUUUUCAGAAGCAAGAGAAAUUAUUGUCAACUAGUUUAAGAUUUCAUCUGAAUACUUUUUUUUGUUAGUAUCCUCCGUUGUUUCAAAUUAUUAGAAAACGUAAAAACUCGGAAAAAAAAUAAGAAUUAUUGUAAUGUAUGAUUUCUGUAUGCUCCCAUGUGUGUGUAAAAAGUAUCUGUGCAACAAGAAAAACUAAGAAAAAAUACAAGAUCUUUCUCAAUCAUGAA